Molecule: messenger RNA, 1453 nt
Organism: Pistacia vera
Lineage: Eukaryota; Viridiplantae; Streptophyta; Magnoliopsida; Sapindales; Anacardiaceae
Product: inositol 2-dehydrogenase/D-chiro-inositol 3-dehydrogenase
Exons: 7
Coding region: 170-1294 (374 amino acids)
Molecular function (GO): nucleotide binding
Source: RefSeq, a predicted model, not a curated record
AAAAAUACAAGGUGGAAAGUGUCACAGCCGACAUGAGCGAAAUAAAUAAAUUACAAAAGGGUGAUCGAAUAGUAUUUGAGAGUGAAAUUGUUUUAUUAGUGGACCUGAGACUUGACAGGCGUGAGGGUGAUCCAGUGGACUUUGAGACUUGAGGAUAAGAAAAGAAAUCAUGGAGGCUAAAGAUACAGUGAAGUACGGGAUCGUAGGUGUAGGAAUGAUGGGAAGAGAGCAUCUCAUCAAUCUCCAUCAUCUUCGCAGCGAAGGUGUAGCUGUUGUUUGCAUAGCUGACCCUCAUCUUCCCUCUCAACAACUCGCCCAAGAAUUAGCACACUCGUUUAACUGGCCUAUCAAGGUUUAUUCAGGGCAUCAAGAGCUGCUGGACAGUGGGCUUUGCGAUGUUGUGGUUGUAUCAACUCCAAACAUGACUCAUUUCCAAAUUCUAAUGGACAUUAUCAACCACCCAAAGCCCCAUCAUGUACUAGUGGAGAAGCCGUUGUGCACCACAGUUGUGGACUGCCAAAAGGUUGUAGAUGCUGCGAGGAAAAGGCCGGAUACACUGGUACAUGUUGGACUGGAAUACAGAUACAUGCCACCUGUUGCUAAACUGAUACAAAUUGUUAAGGGUGGGUCUAUUGGACAGGUGAAGAUGGUGGCAAUCAGAGAACAUAGGUUUCCUUUCUUAGUUAAGGUCAACAAUUGGAAUCGUUUCAAUAUUAACUCAGGGGGUACUCUGGUGGAGAAGUGCUGCCACUUCUUUGAUCUAAUGAGGCUCUUUACAGAUUCGAAUCCUGUACGUGUAAUGGCUUCUGGGGCUAUAGAUGUCAACCACAAAGAUGAGAUAUAUGAUGGAAAGGUACCAGACAUUAUUGACAAUGCAUAUGUUAUUGUUGAGUUUGAAAAUGGUUCUCGAGGAAUGCUUGACCUUUGCAUGUUUGCUGAAGGGAGCAAGAAUGAGCAAGAGAUAUCUGUUGUUGGUGACAUUGGAAAGGGGGAGGCCUUUGUUCCUGAGAGUAUUGUGCGUUAUGGUACAAGAGAGGCGGGGAGAGAUGGCGUCCAAACUGUAAAAGCUGAAGAUGACCGAGUAAAAUAUGAUGGUCUCCAUCAUGGUUCUAGCUAUUUGGAACACCUGAACUUCUUGUCAGCAGUCAGAGCUAAAGGUGUAAAAUCUCCAGCAGUUGAUUUGCAAGAUGGCUUGAUUUCAGUUGCUAUAGGAGUCGCUGCUCAGCUUUCAAUUGAGAAGGGCCGAUUUAUAACAAUUGAUGAAGUCUUAGAUAAGCGUAAUUGUAAAGGUUGAUGGGUUUUGAAAGAAGACAGCGGAAUUGAUGAUUCUUGUACACCUUACUCUUUUGCUAAAUUACACAAAUAUAAAAGUUGCUGUAUACAUGUCUUGCCUAACGAAAGAGCCUGUGAACUGGUGGCUUGUUUUAAAAUAUUCAUGGCUUUUCUUUUUCAA